AUGGGUAAGACAAGAAAGUCACUAUGUGUCGUCUUGCCUUAUGCUUUUUCAGUUGCUAGCCUAAUAUGUCUUAUAUUCGCCAACCUAACGGGGUUUGGAUCAACUCUGGAGAAGAAAUUAACGGGACUCAUCUCACAACGGUCAGUCUUUGAUGAUUCCUUAGCCGCGGUAGCAGGGUCUACUUCAGAUGUUUCGUCAACACUGCAGGAUACAAGCAACACUGCCCAGAAUGCAGGCAACAGCGUCAUUGAUGGUGUGAUGGGAGCGGUGGGAAAUGCGGUAGAUGAAGCAAAAAAUCAGGCUCAGGAUGUUUCUGAUAAACUUGCUAAGAUAGAAUCUAAUAUAGAGGGAUACUACAUCAUCGGGCUUUGGGGAUACUGCCAAGGGAGCUUCAAUGAGACUGGUUCGACCGUCAGGAAAUGUACACCUCCAAGCUCGUCCUUCUGGUUCAACUUUACUGAAGUACUGGGGCUGGAGAGCUCAUGGGCAGAACAGAUAUUUCCUAGCCAAGUCGAAAAGGUAGUGAGCGUGUAUAAGGUGGCAUCGAAGGGAAUAAGCGCCACCUAUAUAACCGCACUUAUCACAACUGUACUCACCCUAAUUACGGGAUUAACGGCCAUGGUCUCCCACUGGGGAAGUUGCUUGGUCAGUAUAUGCGCAUUGAUAUCGAUGGUUUCUAAUAUAGCAGGGUCAGCAACAGUUACGGGGGUAUAUGUCUCGCUUGUCGGUGUCCUUAAAUCUGUGUUCUAUUCUGCUGGGAUCAAUGCAAGCUUGGGCCAGAAAAUGUUAGCAACUAGCUGGUUGGCUUCUUCGUUCUCUGUGGUGGCUUGUAUUCUCUGGUUGUUGAGUAUCUGUUGCUGGUAG
This is a messenger RNA of Aspergillus caelatus, 864 nucleotides long. RefSeq names its product SUR7/PalI family protein. Gene Ontology annotation, biological process: fungal-type cell wall organization. The coding region runs from base 1 to 864 and encodes 287 amino acids. The transcript is spliced from 3 exons. Gene Ontology annotation, cellular component: plasma membrane; cell cortex of cell tip. Lineage: Eukaryota; Fungi; Ascomycota; Eurotiomycetes; Eurotiales; Aspergillaceae. The record is from RefSeq and is a predicted model, not a curated record.